This is a messenger RNA of Chara braunii, 1095 nucleotides long. NCBI's taxonomy places the organism in Eukaryota, Viridiplantae, Streptophyta, Charophyceae, Charales, Characeae. The record is from the annotation of a GenBank genome assembly.
UAUAUGGUGUUUCAUGACCUGGAUCAGCAUCGACCGGACGACGUGUUCCGUCACCUCGCGCUUCUUUAUUACAUUGAAGCACAAUGGUACAAGACGGAUGAUCUGAACGAGCUCAUUAGCAGUGGAGCUGUGACCGCGGAGACAUCCGCAGAAGUGGCUUCCUUCCUUGACGAUCCUGUUAAGGUCUUCAAGGACGUGCUACGCCAAAAGAACUUGUUGACGGAGAGGGUGGCCCGCGAGUUGGAGACUGCCACAGAGUUCUGGGGACUGGAGCGAUCGCUGUGCACGGCACUGGCCGAAGGCAAGGCAGUUCGUUUGGAGGACGUGCUGAGAGCUGUUCACAUCAAAUCCUUUGACUACCGCGUGAUGUUUCUGCUGUUCUAUGGCCUUCGCGGUGCACCGGUCAACGAUCUGCACAUGGAAUUCAUUUCUACACUGGAAAUCAUCGGGGAAAUGUGCGAUGAUCUUAGGGACUACGAAACUGAUGUACGGAGGAACACGUUCAAUGUGUUCCGAGCCUUUGUGAACAUCUACGGCCCUAGUCAGGCACCAACUGAGAUGGCCAACUUCCUGGAUGAGAUUGAGAGGAGAUAUGAGUCACUCCUUUCCCAGUUGGAACCUGAGUUGGCAGAGCACUUUGCCAGGUUAAACAAGUACAGUACAGCGUCCCGGGGCACUGACAACCCCUUGGUCAAAUGGAAUAUCCCUCCUGUCAUAGCAGAUGAGGCAGCAUAUCGUGCUAGCAUGUCUGCUAACGUGAAUCAUAAAAUGAAGGAGGAGAAGGACAGGGUCAACCUGGUAUACAUAUGAGCAAGAGCAGUGAUGCGGAAUGUCCACACAAUCCGGGGACGUGAGUUGGACAAGCGAUCCAGACACGUCUGCAACUGGGGAGGCUGCCGCUAGCUGGGGCUUCGCUUAUCACCAACCUAACGGUGGCCGCCGGCUAUCAAACCUACAUAGUCGGGAGGCAUCGCUAUAUACAUUUGGAGAUGGACUCGAGUCACUGGAGUGUGGCAAGUUGUGCCGUACAACAUUAUCGCAUAGGCCGAAAAGCCAAGCCAAAGCGGGAUUGUGAAGUGAUAGAAUGACAAAAUU